UCAGGGUUUACACAUUGAGCCCUAAAAAUCACAAAGUCUACCGACUCGACUGGUACACCUAUCAGGAUAUCAUAUCACAUCACCACUUUGAAAGGAUUUGUAGAAGUUUCUGCUUUUCAGGUUGCCUAUGUGGCAUCCCAUCCAAGAGAAACGAAGCUCUUUGCCGCUUCGACGAAUACCAAAUAUCAGAAGACAACCAAGGAUCUGAUAUUAACCAGUUCUUUUCGGGUGCAGCUGAAUCCACCUCAAAUCCUCCGUAUCGGAGAAUAAGGAAAAAUGACAGCCUUAGCAGGGGGCAUACCGAGAAUGAUGCGCCCAACGCCGCCUCAAAACUACCCGAGAGGAGGAUAUUCUCUGGAAGUUUCUACGCCAUUAGGUCAGGGUCGAGUAAAUCAACUCGGCGGAGUUUUCAUAAAUGGACGGCCUUUGCCUAAUCAUAUUCGACACAAGAUCGUGGAGAUGGCCCAUCACGGUAUCCGUCCAUGUGUUAUCUCCCGUCAGCUCCGAGUGUCACACGGCUGUGUGUCCAAGAUCCUGUGUAGGUACCAGGAGACUGGAUCUAUUCGACCUGGGGCAAUAGGAGGAAGCAAGCCCAAGCAGACGACAACUCCUGACGUAGACAAGAAAAUCGAAGAAUACAAGAGAGAAAAUCCUGGCAUAUUUAGUUGGGAGAUAAGGGACAAAUUACUGAAAGAUGGAAUAUGCGACCGCAAUAAUGUUCCUUCAGUGAGUUCAAUCAGUCGAAUUUUGCGAUGCAAGUUCGGAGGAAGUGCAGAAGACGACGACGAGGAAGAUGAAAUGGAGAGGAGAGUACUGGACGAAAACGAGAGAAGGGGAAAACACAGCAUCGAUGGGAUUCUAGGUGAUAGAUCGAGCCACUCAGACGAGGGAUCGGACGUGGACUCGGAACCGGGCCUGCCCCUGAAGCGUAAGCAGCGGCGCAGCAGAACCACCUUCACGGCGGAGCAGCUGGAGGAGCUGGAGCGGGCCUUCGAGCGCACGCACUACCCCGACAUCUACACCCGCGAGGAGCUCGCCCAGAGAGCCAAGCUCACAGAGGCACGCGUGCAGGUGUGGUUCAGCAACCGCAGGGCCCGCUGGAGGAAGCAGGCAGGGGCCAAUCAGCUGAUGGCGUUUAAUCACCUGAUCCCCGGAGGCUUCCCGCCUUCAGCCAUGUCCAGCCUGCAGCCCUAUCAGCUGUCGGACAGCCCCUACCCGCCCUCGUCCAUAUCUCAAGCAGUGUCAGAACAGGCCAGCACGGUGCACCGGCCUCAGCCUCUGCCCCCAACCUCAGUGCACCAGACUGGGCUCAGCUCGUCAGCGGGGGCCCAGGAGGGAGGCUCGGCCUACUGCCUGUCCUCCGGCCGCCACGGCUUCUCUGGAUAUUCUGACAGCUUUGUGCCUCCUCCGCCCGGACACUCCAACCCUGUCAACCCUGCCAUUGGCAAUGGCCUCUCCUCUCAGGUGAUGGGUUUGCUAAACCCCGGUGGCGUGCCCCACCAGCCCCAGGGAGACUUUGCCAUCUCGCCCCUGACGGGUGGCCUGGAGCCCAACGCCGGCAUGCCCACCAGUUGCCACGGCUCCCAGCGGCUGGAGGGCCUUGCCGGGCUACCCAGCAUGCCCCCGCUGGCCAGCUCGCAGUCCUACUGCGCCCCCACCUAUAGCUCCCCCGCCUACAGCGUCGACCACGUCACCUCCUACCAGUACGGCCAGUAUGGGCAAAGUAAGGUGCCUUUCAUUAUUUGAAGUCCAACCUCGGCUAAGUGGAGGAGUUCACUGGAUGUGCUCUGAUGCUCGACUCUUCUCUUCUCGCUCGUCUGAUCCAGCCUCCCCACUUCACCCCACCCGAACUGAAACCCCCCCCCAAUCCGCCCCGCUACGUGCGGACUGCCGCCCUCCCUCAAAACCCCUCCCACCGCCGCAGCCGUCACACACAACAGCUACCCCAAGCCGAAUCAUACCCUUGGAGGAGGAACAACAUGGAGGAAUGGGGAGCGAGGUUGUUUUUGGA
Molecule: messenger RNA, 2011 nt
Organism: Engraulis encrasicolus (European anchovy)
Lineage: Eukaryota; Metazoa; Chordata; Actinopteri; Clupeiformes; Engraulidae
Gene: pax3a
Product: paired box 3a
Exons: 9
Coding region: 277-1746 (489 amino acids)
Biological process (GO): anatomical structure development; regulation of transcription by RNA polymerase II
Molecular function (GO): RNA polymerase II cis-regulatory region sequence-specific DNA binding; DNA-binding transcription factor activity, RNA polymerase II-specific
Source: RefSeq, a predicted model, not a curated record